This is a messenger RNA of Bactrocera dorsalis (oriental fruit fly), 3195 nucleotides long. RefSeq lists its product as uncharacterized. The record is from RefSeq and is a predicted model, not a curated record. Bases 1074 to 2744 code for a protein of 556 amino acids. Gene Ontology annotation, cellular component: chitin-based extracellular matrix. Gene Ontology annotation, molecular function: structural constituent of chitin-based larval cuticle. Lineage: Eukaryota; Metazoa; Arthropoda; Insecta; Diptera; Tephritidae. The transcript has 4 exons.
UAUGGGAGUGUGGAAAUAUAGACCUUAUAAUACCAUAUUAUAUUUAUUAAUGAAUAAAAAAUAACGGAAAAAUACGUAUGUAUAUGUAAAUGGAUACAUACAUAAAUGUAUGUACUAUAUGCAAGUACAUAUGUACAUGUACGAAAGCACCUAAAAUGCAAUGACCGGAAUGUCCACCUUUAGCUUUUUUAAGGGGAAUAACCGCAUAUUUUCAUAUGUGUACAUCUGUUGCAACUACAACAGACUCGAAUGUCAGAAAAGGCCAUGAAAAUCUAUUGCAUGUUUACUUAAUUUAUAGGGCCAGAAGAAGAAUGCUGCAUAUGACGCGUGCUGGUGGAUUACCGGUAACUAAUAAUUGCACUUAAUUACCCUCAUAGUUAAAUUCUUAUUCCGGUGGCUAGAAAUUCACAACUAUCAUCAAAUUAAUUUUUGCUUCGAUGUUUAUUAGUGUAGAAUAUUAUUCCUGUUAUCGUGCGGAUUAGCGAGUAAAACUGAAUAUGAAACGAAAAGGAAUAAAAAAGGACAAUACGGAACAUAGUUGCUAGAAAAACGAAUUUAAUGCUCUACUCGGUGGAGACUAGCAAAACCAGCACCAAGUUCAAGAAUGCGUGUAACAAUCAACAUCAGUUGCAUGUGGAUUGAAGCUACAAAAUAAGUUCUCUCACCAAUCGACCCAGUCGACCGACCCAUACGUGUUGCCAUUAUCGUGCUUCUGUUUUGCUGCUGCUGCGGGGUUUAAUACAUACUUUGGUACGAGUACAUAUUUUUGCAACAUGACGAAUAGAAGACGUUCCAGUGGUUGCUACUAAAUAUAUUCAUAGUUAUUGUUUAUUUCUCUGUUUAUGUGGGUGGCCAGGUGAAACAUUCUCUGCCACCACACGUCCUCCAUAGUAUGUAAAGCAAUGAGAAGAUGAGUUUAAAUACGAAGACAGUAACAAACAGAACACUCAGUUCUCGUUCUGUUCUUAACGCUUUCGGUUCUACUAGCGCGCGUUCAUCCAUACACUGAACCGUAUUCAAAAAGGACGUUUAAUUUAAAUCGCAAAACUAAAUUAAAACAUUAGAAAAUUUAUAUGAAUUUAAUAAAUAAAUAUCCUAUAGGAAUGGUACAAUAUAUGUUUUUAUUAAUUGGUGUAAUGUGUCUUAAUGGCAAAGUGACAGAAGCUGAAAUUGAGGAAAAUACCAUCAAUGGUGACGGAUCUUUUUCGUUCCGGCAUUCUAAUGACGAUAUUGGCAGUUUUUACCACAGUGCCUCGUCAAGUCCAGACAAUAUAGUACAAGGACGUUAUGGGGCUCGAAAUCCUUCCACAGGACAAUUGGAGGAAGUUGUCUACACUGCGGGACCACGGGGCUUUCGGGUCAAUGGUCCAAAAAUUCAUCGUAAGAUGAAUUUAGCGCAAUAUCCUGUUCGAGAGGUAGGAACUGUGGAUGAUCCAUUGGCUGAUCCUUACGAUGACCCUUCGUAUAGUUUUAACUUCCGAUCAGAGCAACAAUCACGUACGGAGACCAGUGAUUCCUCAGGUAGAAUAAGAGGUCUCUAUUCAUACUUAGAUGAUGUCGGUGAACGUCAUAGUGUAAGGUAUGCAGCGGGUGCAGGAACUGGAUAUGAAGUAUUGAAUUCUGUACCUGACAAUCCAGCAAGUGUGGCAUAUGCUGCUCCUCUCUACAAGGCCCAUUCUAAGGCGCGCGGAAAAAUGACCACACAACGUGGGCCAAAUGGUACUUAUAAAUUAAUCGCUGCUGGACCUGAUCAUCGCCGCGCAGAAAGCCGAAGUCCAGAUGGGUUUGUGAAAGGUACUUACUCAUAUCUUGAUGAUGCCGGUAUUCAACGCACCGUUGAAUAUAUUGCUGGACCUGGUAUUGGAUACAGGAUUGUAAAAAAUCGUAUGGGUCCGGGAUCACAUAUAAACCCAUCAUUAACUGAGUUUAGAUUAAGAGACACUGACUUUAAGCUUUCAAAUGAUUUUGGUGUAGGAGUUGGAGGAAGCAGUAGUAUAGACGGUUUCGGUGCUGAAAGUGUAUCAAAAAAUGUUCCAAACAAGGUGAAUGGUGACAGAAGGCUUGAAAACACACCAAAAUAUAAUGCAAAGGAAUCAAAAAUUAAUAAUAAAGAUAAUGUUGAUUCUGUGCUUAAAGUUGGUAUACGAAACCAAAUGAAAAGUGAUCGUAUGGGCGCAGCUAGCAACAGCCGCGGAACUACCAGAUAUGGAAUGAUUGAUGGCGAAAGGAGGGGAGGAGGUUAUGAUUAUAGUUUGUCUCGCAAACAAAAUGUCAAUCGAAAUAAAAAUCAUAACAUUAGUUCAGAAAAUCGUGUCAGCUUUCACGAUUCUCAACCAAACCUUACCUUAUCGAGUAGCACCAGAAGUAACAAUCGUGAUCAUGGAGGUGUUAAUAUCGGAAAAGAUUACAACUACGUUUUGCCACAUUCUUCAUCAGGCUUAUUAGGCUUUAAUGAUGAUGAUCUUGUUUCCCUACCACCUCUAAUAACUAAUAGCCACAAAAUCUUGCAGUUGGAACGAGAAAAAGACUGGACUCAACGACAUCGAGACUCCACUGUAAUCCAAAAUGUUGGAAAGUGGUAUAUCGGCCUACCGCCAGGGCAUAGUGUGCGAGCCCACGUUCAGAACAUAGAUUUGUUGCCACUUGGUGGAAGGCGAGUACCAUCACCAUCAGAAGCAUUACGACAAGAUGAAAUUGCUGAUAUUAUGACCUCGAUGGAGAGUGGAGUUUCAUACGGUAGUUAAACCCAGAAAAUAGAUCCGAUAGUAGAGGAAAAAUUUUGCAAUACCUGAGCGUACUCAUGAAAGUUGGAAAUUUAACUAACAUGUCGUCGUAAAAUUUUUUAAAUAUACUUAUGAAAUAAUAUUAAUUUUUAAGACCAAUCAUGUCAACUAAACACUCACUCACGGUACUGUUCUGAAUCCAGAUAAAUUAUGGCCGGAAAACUCUGGAUUAUCUUUACUUAUUUUCAUUUAAGAUUUGAAAUGGCGGAGAUAUGUUUAUUAGGCGAUCCAAAGCAAAAUUUUUUAAAUUAUUUAUUGGCAUAUAUAAAUAUAUUAAUAUGUCCACAAAACAUUUAGAAGGCAAAUGCAUAACUAAACUUUUAUUUUUUGUUAAGGGAACUUGUUUAAAUAAUAAAUAAAAAAUUGUAUUGUAAUCCCCAACCCAGAUGGAAUUAUAUUUAAGAUAAAUUUC